Fragaria vesca subsp. vesca is the source of this 1032-nucleotide messenger RNA. RefSeq lists its product as uncharacterized. The transcript has 2 exons. Gene Ontology annotation, biological process: signal transduction. Gene Ontology annotation, molecular function: ADP binding; ATP hydrolysis activity; protein binding. The record is from RefSeq and is a predicted model, not a curated record. Lineage: Eukaryota; Viridiplantae; Streptophyta; Magnoliopsida; Rosales; Rosaceae. Bases 54 to 884 code for a protein of 276 amino acids.
CCUUGACCCUGGACUGCAUCAGUAACUUCCCGGACUGGUUUUUCAAGGCAGUGAUGAACAAAGCAGAGACGCUAAAGUGGAUUGAUUGCCCACGCACUGGUUUAAUCGACGUAUUUGUGGAAUAUGAGCAUGGGAGGUUAUAUGGACUGAAGCGUCUCAUUGUAGAUGGUCGACGCGAUGAGGACGAGCUGAUGAACACAUCAACAUGGGUUCCAAAAGAACCUGUGUUCGAGAACUUGGAAGAGUUGCUUCUGUGGCGCGUGGAGUUUUGUGAUGUAUUACCACCUGGGUCUCUAUGCAAUUUGAAGUUAUUGGAGGUAGGAUCUUGUUACAACGGGGGGGAUGUACUUUUACGAUCAACAUUACAAGGACUACCAAAUCUGGAAGAACUAAAAUGUGACUCCAUGGAUAAGAUUGAAUAUGUGUUUGGGUAUGAAGCGUCAUUGGAGGUAAAACAAUCAAAAUUGAGAAAAAUAGAAUUGUCUUAUCUAAAGAGAGUAAGAAGCAUUUGUGAGGGACCUGCUCCACCUGCAAUGUUUCAGAAUCUUCAAAGUUUGUCCAUUAAGCGGUGCAAGUUGCAGGGAAGUCUCUUCACCUAUGAUGUUGCUCAACGUCUUUUUCAAUUGAAAAUCCUUGUUUUAAAGGAGUGCCCCUUACUGGAAAGGAUAGUUGAAGCAAGCAACAAGAAGAUCGUUCUUCCAAUAUUGAAGCAAUUGAGUUUGACGGUACUUCCAUUGUUGGAAUAUGAAAGUGCUACUUUUAAUAUCGAGUGUCCUUCAUUGGAGGAGUUGUCUCUGUGGGGCUGCCCCAAGUUUUCAGUCUCUGUUCCUGACUUCCACAGCACAAAGCAAGUCCAACUCAUUGAGGAAAAACAAUCCGGAUAGCUAGUUUGUCGGGGACGAGAGGGAAGAGUCAAACGAGAUGGAAGAGUCGAGCGAGAGGGAGGAGUCAGAGUCGGACGAGUGGUAAGAAUCAGGCAUACCGCGAGCGGGAGGUGUCCCUAUGUGACGAAUGAACACAUAAUGAUGUGGG